GAAGCAUGCGCAGAGCAAACGACAGUCUUCGACUUGGUUGAGCAACGUUUUUAAAUGCGUUGGACAUACGCGGCCUUCGGGUCAAACCAGCGGCAACACAGGCACGGCCGGAGGAAGAAGCGAUACUCAGUGGUACAGUUCAACUGUCACGUGACAUGGCGGUGUGUCUUUGCUGUCGUGAGCUGCAGGAAACAGCGAGCUAGCGGCUAACUCCAGAUCAUAAUAAAAGUGUCAGUUGAAAAACAAAUCAUACCAAUGACAGUACAAAAUUAAUAGGAAACAUAUUCUAGUGUGAUAAAGGAACAACCAAAGACAUUUAAAAAAUGUACAGUUUAAACGUGAACUUGGCCAGUAGCGCCUCUAACGGCGGUAGCAGUAACCUGCUGGGUGUGGAAACUUCGUGUACCACACCGAAAACUCCCGAAAUUCUGAACUCUCUGAUCGCCAUGACUAACCCUUUCGACGGGUACACGGCGAGGAACAUCCCGCGCAUAGCGUCAUGCCCCCCGGGGGGCAGUGACACUAGUUCCUCAAGCACGGGGUCCCCCCUCGGGAGCCCCAGCUGCACCUCCCCGCCCAGCGUGCAACAUACGUGUUCCCAGCUCAUCAAGGAGGGCCUCAAACUGACGAUACAGACAAAGCGGAGAAACACCGGCCGACAUCUUGAGAAUCUUGACUCACCGCGUAACAACAAAAUGGCGAGGAGAGAGGAGGUGAGUAGUCACGAAUAUGACUAUGAUGGUCUCUUCUCGCCAGGUGUCGGGCUUACGGCGGAAGACGAGGAACGUAGAAGGCGUCGUCGAGAGAGGAACAAGAUAGCGGCCACCAAGUGUCGAUUAAAGAAGAGAGAACGCACAGUUAACCUGGUGCAGGAAUCAGAAGUUCUCGAAAACCAGAACCAAGACUUGAAGAACCAGAUACAAGAACUGGAGACUCAGAGGCGUCGGCUGAUGGACAUGCUUUCGAUGCACAAGCCCACGUGUAUGAAGAACCUGCCUUACAGUCCAGACAACGCUGCUGCCACCUACUGUGGGGACCCCGCGACAUCCAUCGCAGCAGCUUUCUGUAACGACACCACCACGACCACUUCCUCCGGUGGGUAUCACCACUACAGUGGGGUUUACACGGACAACGGGUGCAUGGCGUAGUUGCCAUGUGAGUGUACGCAAAUGAGGGCACGGAGUGAAAUAUUUAAAAUGUUUCGACCACUAGGUGACAAUAAAGAAGCCACUACAUAAAUUGUAAACAGUUUGAGUCUUGCAGACGAAGAAAAUGUGAGAAUUCGGAGUAUUUUGUUUAUGAAACAGCAGUUUUCUCAAAGACAAGUGAACACUAAUGCCGAUGGCACGAGAGAACUCCCUCGUACUAAAAGUGCAACUUAAGAAAGGACCUUCUUUUAGGUUCUUCAGGUGACAGCUUAAGGAAGUGCGUUGAUCGUGGCAACAGAUGCUACGAGUUACAAGACACUGGACAGAGACUUGGAGCAUUCCGCCAUUUUAGUUUUGAAGACGGCAAA
Messenger RNA from Zootermopsis nevadensis, 1516 nucleotides. It is a transcript of the gene Atf3, whose product is annotated as Activating transcription factor 3. Gene Ontology annotation, molecular function: RNA polymerase II cis-regulatory region sequence-specific DNA binding; DNA-binding transcription factor activity, RNA polymerase II-specific. Gene Ontology annotation, cellular component: nucleus. Lineage: Eukaryota; Metazoa; Arthropoda; Insecta; Blattodea; Termopsidae. Gene Ontology annotation, biological process: regulation of transcription by RNA polymerase II. The record is from RefSeq and is a predicted model, not a curated record.